Molecule: messenger RNA, 1155 nt
Organism: Knipowitschia caucasica
Lineage: Eukaryota; Metazoa; Chordata; Actinopteri; Gobiiformes; Gobiidae
Source: the annotation of a GenBank genome assembly
AUGGAUGUCAUCAGCCCCCUUUCGCUGCUCCUGCUGUUUCAGUUCGUCUGCGCGUCGUAUGCAAUUGAGGGACGAGGCUUUCUUGGACAUUUGGACCCAGAAGACUCACAGCAAGUGGUUUUGGACCAGGCAGCUAUAGCCACCCUCAAGAGUGACCUCACUACCGUCUUCAUCCCGAUUCUGUACAUCAUAGUGUUUGUUGUGGGACUCCCUGCAAACGGCAUGGCUAUCUAUGUGUUCAUGUUUCGGAUUAAAAAGAAGCAUCCAUCAUCAAUCUACAUGGCCAAUUUGGCUUUGGCUGACCUCCUGUUUGUUAUCUGGAUUCCUUUAAAGAUAGCAUACCACUUUAAUGGAAAUAACUGGAUCUACGGAGAACCUCUUUGUAAAGUAUUAGUGGGAUUUUUCUAUGGGAACAUGUACUGUUCAAUUCUGUUUAUCGCCUGCCUCAGCGUGCAGAGGUACUGGGUUGUGGCUCACCCACUAUCACAUCAAAGGAAGAACAACAAGGUGGCUAUAGCGGUCUGUGUGGCCGUUUGGGCUUUCAUUUGGCUCACAACAACUCCUCUGUACCUGUAUGAGCAGACGGCUAAGCUCAAAGACCCCAACAUCACUACAUGCCAUGACGUGAACAUCAUCAAGGACCCUCUGAAUCCAUUUCCUUCAGUCCAGCUGCCAUUCUAUUACUUCAUCUUUAUGGGAUUGGUAGUUUUCCUGGUCCCAUGUGUAGUUAUAAUUAUUGCUUACAUUAUGUUGCUCAGAGCAUUAGGAAACUGUAUGGAUGACAAUGCAGCUGCCAAGAACCGUCACAAAGCUGUAGUAUUGAUAGUGGUUGUAUUGGUCACUUUUGUGGUGUGCUUUAUCCCAAGUAACAUCAUGCUGGUUGUGCACUACUCCCUGUUAAAAGAUGGACUGCCCAACAAUGGCUACAGCUUCUACAUCUCCACGUUAUGUCUUGCCAGUCUCAACAGCUGCCUGGAUCCCUUCAUCUACUACUUUGUGUCUGAGGACUUCAGAAACCAUGUAAAGAACACAUUUUUGUGUCGCAGUAGCAGAACUGUGGAGCGGAUGAGAGUGUCGUUUAGUUCAAUGAAAUACUCUAGAAAGUCCAAGUCAUAUGUGUCGAGCUCUGGGACCACACAGACCAGCUCCUGUUAG